This is a messenger RNA of Ceutorhynchus assimilis (cabbage seed weevil), 1138 nucleotides long. Lineage: Eukaryota; Metazoa; Arthropoda; Insecta; Coleoptera; Curculionidae. The record is from the annotation of a GenBank genome assembly.
CGAUUUUCUUCUGUUGUUUAUUAUUUAGUUGAAAAGUUUUUUGAGCUAUUUUCUAGGUUUUCAUGUUGUUGAAGAAGUUAUCUAUUAGAUUUUAUAGUACAUCGAGCGAAGAUGUCAGCAACAUUCAAAAAUUCGAAAAAGAUGGUUCAGCAGGAGCAGCUGCGGAAGAUGAUGAAGGAACACAAAAAAGUCCUGAAAGAACCAAAAAAAAUUGAAUCACCACUGGCAAAAUAUAAUGAUCUAGGACAACUUACUUGCAUAUUAUGUAAAAGCGUGGUCAGAUCAGAGGCGGUAUGGUUAGUUCACGUAAAUGCAAAGCAACAUAAACAGAAUGUUGAAGUAGCAAAAAAACUAAAGGAGAAAACCAAUAAUUUCACCACGCCAUUAAAAAGGCCUUUAACACCGCCAUUACCUGAUGUUCCAGAGAAAAAAGUGAAAGGUAUCUUAAAAAAUGCAAAGCAACCACAGCCAUCUAGCAGUACAAUUGAAAUUAGUGAUAGAAAGCCAGAGGCAAUUAAAGAAGCCAAUAAUGCCAAAAUAGAUUUGAUUAAAAAUAAGGAUUCCAAAGAGGUUGCAGUAAGUACGCCGACAGGGGCGGAAGAGAUGGAUACAAGUGCUCUUCCAGAAGGAUUUUUUGAUGAUCCAGUAUUGGAUGCAAAGGCAAGAAAUCAGGAAUACAAAGAUCCGGUGGAAGUAGAAUGGGAUAAAUUUCUCAAAGAGAUGAAGAUUGUUGAGGAUAAGAGUGAAGCUAUAAUAGCGGAUGAUCAAGAUGAAGCAACAGCAGACAGACACAUUGAAGAAAUUGAUGAACAAUUGAUGCUUCUUAACAAAGUAUUGGAUUUAGAAAAGAAAAAAGAUGAAGCUAUUGAGCUGUUGAACAAAUUGAAAAAUGAACCUAAAAUGGAUGAAGAAGAAAUCGAUGAUGAUGUAGACGAAUUUUUAGAUUGGCGGCAAAAGAAAUCAUUUUGACCGGGCACAUACUUCCAGAAUAAUUUUCAUAUUUUGUUUAAAUUUUAUUUUAUUUUUUCAAAUUUGAUCUAUAUAUUAUUAAGUAUAAUGUGAUUUACUUAGUUGUACAUAUUUGAAAUAAAUCAAGAUGAGAAAUUGAAAAAAUAAAUAUUUAUUCUAAUCAUUUGAC